AUGGUGCGCAAGAAGAUGAAGAGAGUGGCUGAUGAACUUACCGCUGACAAUAAGGCUGCGUCUGGACUGACCGGCACCGUGUGCUCCUGGCUCAAGGAUCUGGACCUCGUCGGCCACGAGCUGUUGCCUGCGAUCUCGUCUGACCUGGAUAUAUUCAGUCUGCUGUGUCGUGCUGGCGAGAGCUCAGCAGGGAGUAGUACCGCAGAGAGCAAGUUUGCCCAAGCCCGUGGGCUGCAGGCAUUGCGAGCGGCUGUCGCCGGUGGGUCGGCAUCCGUUGAGGAUCUACGCUUGAUAUUCCUGUACGGCCUCUUGUUGUACAUCGAUCCCGGCACCUCGCAUCUCCGCAAAGCCAUCAAAAACUUGCUAGGAGCGACGGAGAAGGUCAUUCAGGAGCAGCAGCUUGAGAGCGGCAACAGCAGCAUGACAGAUAGCAUUGCAGGGCUCGUCGCCGCCAGAUUGGCAAAGCGUUCGUGGGACUUGCAAGCGGGCGCGGCGGCGACACACGACGAAGCAGAUCCAUCAGGAGGGACGGCGACGGCAGCUGCCGCGGCUGUGCGUACGGCGGUAUCACUGUGAGUUGCCAGCUCCACCCAUCUUUUAUAAGGGUGCGUCACUGUACUGCUGUAGUCAAGGCGCUGUGAUGCUAGGGGGAACAAUUGUACCAAUUUAGCAUACCCCUGCGGUAACCAUGUGGAUGCUACAGUAUUGCACUCGACGACCAUCGCGUGUUCGGUAUCUUUUGUUUCCUCUUUGUAACCGUGCGCUUGAAGGAGGAAUACGUCUUUGUCUCGCUGUACAGCAGUUAGGGGUGUCAAUCGGGCAGAUUUUGGAGCCAAAAAUGUGACCGGUCUAUUCAGCGAUUUGGGGGGGGGGGCACACGGAUUGGGUUAUUUUUCGGCCCUUGAGAGUUGUUGUUGUUGUCUUCACAUUAAACCGUAUGUCAAUUGCUAAUUGCCAAAAUCUAGCAAAGACUCUCAGCCCGUGGUCACGAAAGUUCUAGAGCUAUCUGAGGAUCUAAAGAACACGCACACAAAUAACGAGAAAAAGGUAUUCAAGAGCCCGAAGAGGUACUACUACACCUAUAUAUAAUCCCUGCAGCACCGUAUGCGGGCCCAAAAACUGAACUGCACGUCCGUCCCACCGUUCGACUACAGUAGCAUCACCCCCUCCCUGUCCCACUCUAUACCAAAACGGAAGAUUGCCGACUACAGCAUACUGCUGUCUGAAGUGCUGUCUG
Ectocarpus sp. CCAP 1310/34 is the source of this 1237-nucleotide messenger RNA. The record is from the annotation of a GenBank genome assembly. NCBI's taxonomy places the organism in Eukaryota, Phaeophyceae, Ectocarpales, Ectocarpaceae.